AUGGAAUUACGGACUGUAAAUGAUGUUGAUAUAAAGGCAGCAACGUCGCCUGGAGAAAAUUAUGCAAGUCAAAUGUAUCGAUGCAUUCUAAACGUAACAACAGCAACAACAACGGAUGGAAAACAAGAGAAAAAUUUUAAAAAAUCAAUUAUAAUAAAAUCCUUACCAACUGGAGAAAUGAAAAAAGGUUUGGAAAAAUUUUCGGCUUUCGAAAAAGAAUCACAAAUGCUCACGCAAAUCCUUCCGCUCAUGAACAAUUUGUUUAAAAAUCAUUUUCCGGAAAUGAAUAAAAUCGGUCCGGAAUGUUAUUAUUACGAAAAGUCACCAAAUGACGUCAUCAUAAUGGAAGAUUUAAAAGAGAAAAAUUUCGUUAACGUUAAUAGAAUGGACGGAUUGGACGAGGAACACACGACGAUGGUUCUAGAAACUCUAGCUAAAUUUCACGCGUCUUCAAUGGUCCUGAAAAAAAAUAAUCCGGAAUUGUUCGAGAUAUUUAAAAAACAAAUCUGGAGCGAAGAAAAUUCGGACAUGGUGAAAGAAUUUACCGGAAGCACGAUGAAAGUUUUAUCCGAAGAUAUAUUGACGUGGACGAACACGGAUUGUGGGAAAAAAUAUUCGGAUAAAUUAAAAAAUUUAAAAGAGAACAUAGUGAGUAAAUUAGUCGAUUUGCUGGAACCGGAAAAAUCAAAAUUAAACGUUUUAAUACACGGGGAUUGUUGGGUUAACAACAUCAUGUUCAGCUACGAGAAUUCCAAGACGACGACGACGACGACUGGAAAAUUAUCGAAAAUAAAAUUAAUCGAUUAUCAAUUGUCGUGCAUGAAUUCUCCAGUCAUAGAUUUACAAUAUUUUUUAUUCACGAGCGUACAAUUCGAUUUGAGAUUUAAAAAUUUGGAUAAAUUUCUUAACGUUUAUUACGUUUCCCUAAUGAAAGCGUUAAAUACGUUAAACGGUCAUCAUAACGACUUCAACGAUAUCAAAUACGAUAACGAGGAAGAUUUUAAAAAAGAAUUCGAAAGUAAAUAUUUAUUCGGUUUCAUAGUUUUCUGCACCAUUUUCCCUCAUUUCACGGUUCCAGGUGACGAAACAUUGAAACCCGACGAACUCGUCAAAGGAAAUGAAAAUAAAUUAAAAAAUAUUUUUAAAAAAGAAAAUUUAAGAAAUAAAUUAAUCGAAGGUUUUAAAUUUUUCGAAGAGAAAAAUGUUUUUUAA
Molecule: messenger RNA, 1212 nt
Organism: Pediculus humanus corporis (human body louse)
Lineage: Eukaryota; Metazoa; Arthropoda; Insecta; Psocodea; Pediculidae
Exons: 1
Coding region: 1-1212 (403 amino acids)
Source: RefSeq, a predicted model, not a curated record